GUUUAGUUUGUGUGUGGGUGUGUGUGUAAGUGUGUGCGUUAGAAAUCGGCGUGCUUGAUCUCUCUCCCUAUCUCUUUCUCUCUCCUUUUUCCUAACCAUUGCACAGUUUAUUGAUUGGAGUGAAUUAAUACAUGCCCAAGCAUAGAUAAAAUGGUUCGCAAUUACAAUAAUGCCUUGAUAUGCCGUGCGAGGGUAGCAUGUAAUUCGGGGUAGAUCUUAUAUUUCGGCGAUAGCUCUUUGUGAGGUAACUAACGUUCGGUCUGCUUUUUUGUGGCGGUUUUUAUGCAUGACUGACCAAAUGUAAAACCAGCGACAAUGAUACGCCACAACCAAGCCAAUGCUGUCGUCGCUCGUCGAAUCGAAGGAACAACAAUGAAUGGACCAUCUAAUAAAAUGACCCAUGAGACACAUAGGUUACCAGUGGUCGACCUUGGUUCUGUUGGAUCUGAUGAACCAUUAGACCUCAGCAAGCCGCUUGACCUGUCUAAAAAGAGCAACAAGUCCACUAUUCCUGCUGCACCACAGUCCUAUGUGUCUAACGGAACACCUCGUCAUGUCCAAUCUGAGGUACAACCAAUCAACCUUCACACUAACUUUAAUGGAAUGGACCAAACUAAAGUGCCUCCACUACGAUCGACAAAGUAUCCUCUACAAAGAGGAUUGGCGUACGUUCAGCCUCGGAAAGCACAGUUCUCUCGCAGUGGAGGAAGCGCAGAGGCAUCCGUUCCUGUUCCGCAAGCCAGCAAGGGUCAUCAAGCAAAGACCGGUGGCGCUGAUCGACAGGCCAUGAUGAAUUACGCAGCCAUGCAACAACGUGUUCGUACGGAGGCAGCUAACAUCGCAGCAUUGCAAGCUCAAGCUUCAAAUGCAGCACAGGAAGCUGUCAAACAGGCUAUGGCCCGACAUGCAGCAACUGCUGCAGCCAAGGCGAGGAAGGAAAUGGCGAAAUCGACGGUACCCACUGGUGAUGUCAACUGCCGAUCUCAUAAUACUAGCAGGAUGUUUGAUGCUCAUAGGAAGAGCCUGGACACAGCUCGUACAGCUUCUGUUAAACCUGUACAACGGAAGUUGUCACCUUCGGAUAUUCGGACAUUAGCCAUUGAGAGGCAGCUCGCUCAGUUAUCAGCAAUGCAGUCAGACCAAGAUCUACUACGCGCAUAUCGUCAAAUGAUGUCAUUACCGAAAGCAAGUUCUGAUGUUUUUGCUAAACAAAUACCUAAUCGUCUGCAGACUUGCACCUCGUCAAAAUCUUCCUCGACCCAUGAACCAUUAUUGCAGAAAAAACAUUCAGGGGCAACAGACGGAUUUAUGGGAAGGAAUCAUGAAGCCAAGCAAGCACAAUACACUCCUCAACAACAACAUAUUAUUGACUCCCACAUUGCUGCUGCAAGUAAACCAAGUGGAUUUGCUGCACAGGUUAGAGCUAGAGAGCAGGCGAUGAUCAAACAACAACAAGACUUGAUCAUGCGUCGGCAACGUCAGCUCAUGAAAGACGUUAAUAACAAUCGUCGACUGUUGGAUUACGCGAAGAACGAACGUGAUCGUAAAGAAAUGAUGGCUGAAUUUAACAAUAAACGUUUAGCCAAUCGGGCUAUCCACGAUGAGGAAGCUUUUGUAAAUAAGCUCGUCAGGCAAAGAGCAGUUCGCGCCCAUCCUAGUCCAGAAUAUUUAGAAGCUAUGGCUGCGUACAACGCAGCAAGGACAGGUCAAAGUCAAAAGCAUACCGUAAGAAAUAUUCCACACACGAUGUCUCCACCACCAAGGCAUGGUAUUUCUGUACCACAGGGUAACAAGAAACCCUCACCAUCUAUCUCCCCUCUUGAAGAUCGCAGUGCAGUCAGUACAUGCUCUCCACAUGCAGAAGUCAACUCUUUAUCAGAGAUGCGCCGAGCGAUUAAACGCCCUUCUUCCAGCCCACAUGAUGAACCAGUUCAGAGGAAAAUAAGAUCAACAUCCUCCGACACCAGAGCCGUCAAUGUUUUUCACAACGCUAUUGCUGAAGUCCAGAGAAGUGUCGCUGCACAACAGAUGCUUUACAAUUCCUAUAAAGGCGUGGCUGCAAAGAAACUGUCAAGUAUCCCUGUCAGAGAGCGUCUUCUGAUGGCCCGGAUGUCAGAACGUGAUCGUCAUGAACUCAUGGUUGCACAGAUGAUGGAAGAGCGGGCAAUACGAUCAUUAAAGUCAGAUUCUCGCUUGGGACAUAAGAGAAUGCAGAGCAAUAUCUCACCAUCCGUAGAAGAUGCAUCACCGCACAGUGCAAGACAAUCUCGCGAAAACAUGGCAAAAUCUACGGACAAUGUUACCUUGAGUAAUAACUUUCCCAGCUUGUCGCAAAAUAGAUUGCCCCAAAACGACGUUUCACAACAGUCAGUCAUGAACGAAAAUGUAACUGCCGACUAUUCACGCAAGCCUCAUUUCGCUAAACAAAAUGGUGAAGCGGCAGGACAACCUGAAGCGAAAAGAAGUAGUCGACUUCCAUCCUAUGACGAUGCGAUUGCUGCCCAAAUGUCACUUUCAUCAGCAGAAAAGAAAGUUACUCCUGAUGUGAUGUCUACUGUAGCCCGUCAGCUGGUUUCUUCAAGUCAGGACUGGUUCAAAAAUUAUCUCUCUCGAGAAAUGGAACUUCAAGAAAAUAAUGUCCUCCAGUCGGAUAAAACACAAAAUAAGAUAGCGUCUGCUGAUCACAAUCUGUGUUCGAAAAACAAUUCUACUAGUGACCGGUUGACAAUGACCCCUGUAGUAGACUUGACUGGGAAUUCAAAGAAAGAACACAAGUCCGUGAGCGAACCAGCAGAAAACGUUGAAGAAAGGAAGUGCUUACCGGUCAAGGAGACAAGGAAACCAUCCCCCACACUUCCAGUCACUCCACCUAUCCUUGAUGCUCUCGGCUUAGGUGGGCGUUUGCCACCUGGAGAGAACUCAAAGGAGGAAGACCCAGACUUGAAAUCUGCCAUUGACGUUAAGAGGUCGUUUGGGAAACCUUUCUCUGAUGUCUAUCUUACACAGUCAUUCCAAACAGCAGAUAUAAAACCGAUUUCUUCUAAACCCAAACCAAAACGCAAGGUGAAGCCACUGACACCUGAAAAAACAGUCGAGGUUUCGAGGGAAAACGGAAAUGCGGGUGAAGAGCAAAAGAAUUCAGAUGCACCGUCUGAUGUCAAGAACGAAGUUGAAGGAAGUCAGAAGGUGAAUGAUCUGAUGCAAGCUGAUACAGCAUCGCUUGGAAGCAAGGAACGUGCUUUACAGCGAGCCAUCAUUAGAUUCAACGAAUCAGAAAAACAGGUCUCGGGUGGCGACAAAACAGAGAAGACACCAGGUCCAGAGGAAAAUGGCAAAACUAGUCCUCGAUUAAAACAAGUGCAGCGGAGAAAGAGACGAAAGCUAAGCAAGUUCAGAAGGCGAAUACGACUACAGCGAUCAGUGUCAAAUGUUCCAGUUCUUCAGAGUGGUAAGAAGAGGGGUCGGCCUCGUAGGUCAUCCUUGCCACUAUCUUCAGACAUGGCAGCAAUGAUGAGGUCAAGAUUUCAAGACUUUAUUCCUACUAUCUUAGAAAGACGAACGAGAAAUUCUGGAUCAGGUCGAAUAAGGAAUUAUCGAUCGAUGUACGAUGCCCGUAACAUUCGUUACGAACUGGAGAUCGAGAAGGAACAUGCAAAAGUGAUGGAGAGACGGCGUCGACUUCGAGAGUGCAACAAUAUGGAGAAUGUCAGCGCUACGGAGACAGAUGACACCGCACAGGAUGAAGACUACGUACCUCAGACGAAGAAACCACGUGGUCGCCCAAGAUCCAAAUCUAAAGACGAGAACACUCCAACCACUUCAAAGACUUCAAUGCAAAGUAGUCCAGGACCACCGCAAGACGAAGAAACAACAGAAACAGGCCUUGAAAAAGCAUCGGACAGUCCGAACAAACCACUGCGAGUCGUUCUAGACCAGAACACACCCAACCAUAUUAAACUGAAGUUCGUCAAUCUUCGCAGUAUAAGCACCAACGAGAAACAGGAAGAGGAGGAAGAGAUGCCUCCAUCCCGGCCACGCCGGCGGGGAAGACCACGCAAGUCCGCCCGGAAGUGUAAGCGUAAGACAAAAAAUCUCGGCCCGCCGAAAUCCCCGGAACCACCUAAGCUUGAGAUCAUGUCGCCAUGCGAAGACAAAGAAAAUGAAAGCGACUACGAAGAUUUUGUUCAGGAUCCCGACUAUGAUGUGAUUAACCCGGAAGUGACAUUGCCAGAGUACGCAAGGGUAAUCAGACCGGAUCCUCCUCAAGAAAUGAAACGCUUCCCACUCAAUAAGAAACUAGGAGAGACUGUCCUUCAUCGAGCUGCAUCGCAAGGAAAUAUGGAAAUACUUUCGUAUUGCAUCGACUACCGGGUCGUUGACGUGAAUGUUCGUGACAAUGCAGGUUACACAGCACUACAUGAAAGCUGUGUGGAAGGCCACAUUGACAUCGCUCAAUAUCUUCUCAGCCACGGGUCCGAUGUCAACGCCAGUGCUGCAGAUGGUACAAGGCCCGUCCACGACGCUGUUGAUAAUGAUCGAGUAGAGCUAGUCAGACUUCUGUUAGCGUAUGGUGCUGAUCCCUUCCUUGCCACAAACACAGGGCGUCAGGUUACCAAGUUAGCCCUCAACAAGAGCAGCGAAAUGAAGACAUUAAUAUUCGGAUAUUUGCAGGAUGUCAAUGGCGACAGGUCAAAGGUCGAAGACGCUCCGCAACACGCUCUUGAUUACCAAUGGAGUUUCAACGGAUCAUGCAGUGUAUUCGAUUCGAACAGCAGUUCUGAGACAUACAUCUUCGCUGACGUCCCUGGACCUGAGGAAAUCAAGAAACCGGAGAGUGGUGACGAAGAUGAAGGAGUAUUCUUUGAAAUGAGUGAUAAACCCAUCCUACCAUCUUACAAUAUUCGCAUGGACAAUGAUGAUAAAUUCCGAAAUUGGCUGCUGUUCUCUGACGUUUCAGAGCGACUAUCCGUGACAAAAGAAGAGCUUCUGAACACGUAUCCCGAUCUGGAGCCUGUCUCACUCUCGGAGUGUCAGUUCCGCCAAGCAGCUCAAGAAUCUCAAAUCAUGAAGUCGACACUAAAGAGAAGCAGAGAGGAUGACAGCAUUGUUGACCCGGAAGUGAAAGGUGAAGAUGUUGUAUUACUCGAGUUGAAUGAUAGCCUCAGGAACAUUCUUGGUAUGGAAUUGAAAUACGUGAGAUGAUACCAAAACAAACAUAUCGACAAGACUAGGGACUUGUUUGUGCAAGGAGCAACGUAGGAUGUAUGCAAGGUCAGAGACGGAACUCCCUACAAAGAGUACAGGAGUAUUAUUGAAAUGCCACGUAUGACUUGCUUUGGAAGCACCACAGUCUCCAGUGCCGGUUUAUGUUUUAGAACAUGGAACAAUCUCUCUUAGAAAUCGCUACAUUUUGAUAAUCUGAAAAAGUACUUUGAUUAUCCAUUGCCAAAGUACUUAUGAAAGUGAGAUGGGUGCUAAUGAUUUGAAUUCUUCAUGUCGGAUCCCUGUGGGUUUCCGUCAUGGCCGUAUCCUGAAAGUGUAAUCAUCGGUACCUGAUUGCAAAUUGUAAUAAUGUAAUAAUCAUUAUUGGUAGUUAAGCAAUAACUAAACUUAGAUUACAUACGCUGCACUGAUUACAUAUCAUAAUGUUCAUAUUCCGCUUUUAUAAAGUGUUUAAUAAAUCUGACCGACGGAGUAAACAGAAGUUAAUUGAGUUAUCGUUUAGCAGUUGAUAAAAUGCUAAUGACCGACUUUAAUUUAAGCACAGUUAACUUGAUAUUACAAAUUGUUAGUUUCUUGAUAUUUCAAGCAUACCAAUAAAGGCUUCAUUCCCGGAAGGAAACCGCCUUUCAAGCAAAGUGAAAGUGAAUAAAAUCUGCUGGCUUGCCAUAAUUAUGAAAGCUGCCUGUUUUAUAAACAUGUAUGACUGAUGAUUACAGCGAUGAUGAUUUAUUCUAAAUCAUUUUGCAUUUGAAUUCAUUUUGCAUUUAGGUUUAUGUUUUGGGGCCUCUUUUCUAGCACUAGAAAGUACUUGCAUUAGCUUCUGGUUAACUUCUUCGUAAUCUCCAAUGCAAUAUGCUUGGAUCUAUUAGAAGUAUGUUGUACAGCACAGUGAGGGAUGUAAUUGAUGACAUAUACAUUUUAUUAAAUAUGUACAUAUAUCCAAGGUCACUGGGUCAUGCUCAUAAUUUAUGAUGUAUCAUUAUAAAUACUGUAUGGAAUAACUCUACAUACAAGUUUCAACUAAAGCGUAAGGUUUGCGAUUUUUUGUGCUGAAUUAAGUCGUUGGCUCAUUGUUUAGCCUCUGUUGGUAUUACGGGAUACCAUUUGAGUUGUUCUCUUCACAUGAAGUUGUACUUCAUAUUGUACUGUAUAAUGGACUACUGUAUUCAUAAACGAGGUCAAUUCUAUUUAAAUAUUGCGUUGUAUAUCAUUUAUUGCUGUCGUUCACUUGUAAAAGGUGUGUUCGUUGAUGAAUUUGUUUUUAAGUUUAAAGUGUAGCUUAAAUACGAGUCAACAUGAAAUGAUAAAUGUGAUACUUUAUACUGCCAUCGACGUAUCAAAAAUCAGUUAAAGGAGGAGUCAUGAUACCAUAGCAACCUCGACCCCCUGCCCCCCUCUCUCUCUCUCUCUCUGUCUUCACCUACAAAGAAGCAAAUUUCAUUUCAUGUUCAUAUGUGAAGGCACCUAUAGAUGUAUUUCAUGUAAAUUCCUGCACAUAUUAAAUGGAAAACCUAUUACCAGUCCUGCAGUAUUUGCGAUUGGUUACUUAAUAAGCUCAUAUUAAUCCUGGAUCGCUAAUGAAGACGAGUAUUUAAAUUGCAUCCAAAUUCAUUUUUGUCGUACUUUCUCCAUUUUCGGUGGCAGCGGUGGGAUAACGUCCCAUGUCAUCAAAAUAGCCAACACUGUAUAAUCAUAAUACUGGCGCAAUUAUACUCUUAUAAUUUUAUGGUGCGUUUCCUCGUUGUAUUGUUAGAUGUAAAUGUUCGUUGUACAUCAUACGUUUUAUUUAUUUACGUCUUCCUAUUACAACCUGUUACUCAAUAAAUGGUUGACUCGUUUCCAAGA
Messenger RNA from Lytechinus pictus (painted urchin), 7068 nucleotides. RefSeq lists its product as uncharacterized. The transcript is spliced from 12 exons. NCBI's taxonomy places the organism in Eukaryota, Metazoa, Echinodermata, Echinoidea, Temnopleuroida, Toxopneustidae. Gene Ontology annotation, cellular component: nucleus. Gene Ontology annotation, molecular function: transcription corepressor activity; DNA binding; protein binding. Bases 316 to 5202 code for a protein of 1628 amino acids. The record is from RefSeq and is a predicted model, not a curated record. Gene Ontology annotation, biological process: negative regulation of transcription by RNA polymerase II.